GCGGGGAGAAGUGGCAUUUGAGUCCUCCCGUAUCCCAGCAGGCAGUGCAGUCUGGAGAAGCUGACAAAGGAGCGGGGGAGCAGUCGCAGCUGCUAUCCGAGAAACCAGUGUUGCCGAGGUCUCACCAUCUAGCCAAGGCUGGCCUAGAACUCACAGUCCUCCUGAUUUCACCUCUUGAGCACUAGUAUUAGAUUGCCAAAAUGCUUUGGACUUUUUAACUGAAUCUAACAAAGUCCAAAAUAAACUUGAGACUGUAAAAACAGAAGCUGCAGAAGGGAGAUUCAGUGCCAAUGCAUCAACAAAAAAGACAACCAGAGUUAGUGGAAGGAAAUCUUCCUGUUUUUGUGUUUCCCACAGAGCUAAUAUUUUAUGCAGAUGAUCAGUCAACACAUAAGCAAGUGUUGACUCUGUACAAUCCCUAUGAGUUUGCCUUAAAGUUCAAAGUUUUGUGUACUACUCCGAAUAAGUAUGUUGUUGUGGAUGCUGCAGGUGCAGUUAAACCUCAGUGCUGUGUGGAUAUGUAAGAAUUUUCACCUGCAAUUGUUUUCAGAAGCGAACUCAGGGAUUUUUUUUCUUGUUUCUUUACAGAAAGCAGAAGUGUGUCGUCAGGCCCUAGUUUACUGACUGUCUUCCUGGGAGUGGUGUGCAUUGCAGCUCUGAUGCUGCCUACGCUGGGGGAUAUGGAAUCGCUUGUGCCUCUCUACCUCCACUUAAGUGUGAAUCAAAAAUUAGUAGCUGCUUACAUCUUAGGUCUUAUCACAAUGGCUAUACUACGGACAUGAGAGAAGAUUUAAACUGACUUCCGGAGUAAAUUUAUAUUGAAAAUAUAUUGAAUGUGGACUGCCUUUUAUCCCUAUUUCACUCCAUUAACACUACAAACUGUUGAAUGAUUUCAAAUAAUUGAAAAUGUGUAAUAUAUAUAUAUAUAUAUAUAUAUAUAUAUAUAAUUACUCAGUAAUUUUAUUUGCAGGAUUCCAGCACUUUAUGUUACAGACAGUAAAGAUGAUUCUAAAUGAUAGAGAAAUUAUUUGAAGAGAGUCUUAAGUUCUGUAUCUAUUGUGCAAAGACUUUAAUGAAAACAUUUGUUAUUUUCUCAUCUUCUCUUCUAAAUUCACUUUAAUUGAUAAGGUCCAUAUGUCCUUCAACAUUAAAGGCCUAAAUGAACAAACUGACUAGCUUAAAAAUAAAAUUGUAUUUAUUUGCUAGCUAUGAUCAAUGCUACUAUGUAAAUUUAUACCUUGCCCUCUAUGGUUACAAACAGUUGUUAGAGUGUUUGUAAGAAUAAGAGUUUUACAGGCACUGUGUGGAGAAUUAAACACAAGUAUAAGGUAUUAAGGGAUCAUGAUUAUUGUAGGGUCUCGCAAAAAACAGGACAUGUUUAAUUCAUCUUGUGAACUACCAAAUAGGGUUGUAGUCCAGACACAAAGCAUAUAUAUAAAUAUAUAUUUAUAUAUAUAUAUAUAUCUUACAAAAGUAGGCUGAUGGCUCUGUUUGGUCUAAGAGUUCUAAAGGAAGGCAGGCAUUUGUUAAAUUGUUGGCUUCGCCUGGCUUUACCUCUGGUUAAUGCUUUACGUUAAUGGGGGGAAAUCACUAACUUUUCUUUCAAGCUCUUUGUCUGCCUGCCUCUUAAGUGACAUGCCCAGAUUUGGAGGAUCAGAUGCCAGGUGGUUUGUGUGGAGAUAAUUUUUCACCUUAAACUCUAAGCCAAGUUUGGAAACCCCUUGAUACCUGUGUCUAUUUUAUAUCAGUCACUGAUACAUUUUUUAAGGUUUUAUUUAUUAAAACAACUUUACCAAAAAAGUCCCUUAAGCACAACUAUUUACAUUUCUUUAUAGCUUCUUCCAAUCUCUAACAUACAAAUAUAUAAUAUAUAUAUAUAUAUAUAUACAUACAUAUAUAUAUAUAUGCGCAGUUUUAACUGUUUUGUCAUAGCAACUGCUCUUUUGACUUAGGAUUUUUAUCUGAAAGCACAAUGCAUUGAGUCUCUUGUAAAUCAACUUUCAGAUCUUUUUACAGAAUGAACUUAAACCCUGCUACUGUAGCAUUCUCAAGGAAUAAAUGUAAACACAAAUGGAUGCCUGAAGUUGUUUUCUGCAAGCAGCAAUUCUGCUUCUAGAAGCUUUUAUGUCUAGUCUUUCAUAGUCAUUGUUUAACCAUUUGGGGGAGCAUAAAUCAUUCAGUGGAUCAUGUCUGUAUAUUGUAUAAUAACUGAAAAGCACAUAAAUGUAAUCUACUUUAACUUUGUUAAAAACCUCUGGGAGGGUCUCCCUCUUGUUUCUCUACCCAUUUAUUAAAUCCUCUGUGUGUGAGUGUGCACGUGCAAGUGCAUGCACGUGUAUGUAUGUGAUAACACAUUGUAAAGAAAAUAAAUUACGU
Dipodomys ordii (Ord's kangaroo rat) is the source of this 2376-nucleotide messenger RNA. RefSeq names its product motile sperm domain containing 1 (gene Mospd1). Gene Ontology annotation, cellular component: cytoplasm. The transcript has 6 exons. The record is from RefSeq and is a predicted model, not a curated record. Lineage: Eukaryota; Metazoa; Chordata; Mammalia; Rodentia; Heteromyidae.